AUGGAGCGCGGCGCGGCGGAGCUGCUGGCGGCCGCGCACGCGCGGCUGGCGGCGCGGGAGCUGGCGGCGGCCGAGGAGCUCUACGGGCGCUUCAUCGCCUGCAGCGCCCCCGGCGGCGGCGGCCGCGACCUCGCCACGGCCCUCAACAACCGCGGCCACCUCAGGUACCUGCGCGUGGAGUUCGCCGCCGCCCUGGAGGACUACGCGGCCGCCAUCGCGAGCCAGCCCGACUUCGAGGUGCCCUACUACAACCGCGGCCUGGUGCUCUACCGGCUCGGAUGCUUUGAUGACGCCAUGACAGAUUUCAGGAAAGCUUUGGAGUUAAACCCUCAGUUUGAAGAUGCUGCAUUGAGUCUAAAGCAGGCUAUUCUUGAUAAAGAAGCAAAACAAAAGAGAGGUUACUAAAAAAUGAGAUAUAAAAAUGUUUUGCUGAAUACCUACAUGAUUUUUGGCAGUGAUGGAUAAAUGCGAGAUCAUUUGCAUAUGUGCUCUACUGAAGAAUUCUUGGGUAAAUGAGUUAGGGAAUGUAAAUGUAAAAUGAAUCUCAUGUUUGUAAAGAGCUUAUGGUAGCGAGUGCAAAUGAGCUGCUAUUCAUGGCUGGAGUCUUCACUUUUUUAUUGAAAAGAUCAAUUGCAGAAAAUUAUAAUAUGAAAUCUUCAGCUUCAGCUGACUGUGAAUACCCAAUAGUGUUAUUUUUUGUGCAUAAGGGGAGAGACAAUUGUUGAAAUUCAAUAAGGUAUAAGAAAUUCCAUGGUAUUUUACAUGGGAAAUAAAAGUUCUACUAAAAGAAGUGCUUUUUGAUUGCUUGUGUGUAUUAGAAUAUGCAUAUAUUUUAUAAAUGCUGCUAGUGAAAAUUCUGCUCCUUAUGGUGAGUUUCUUUAUGGAUAAUUCUAUAGCAUUCACAAAUGCAGUGUUCACUGAAACAGGUAGGACCCUUUCGGUAAGUCAUGAGCAGA
This is a messenger RNA of Nothoprocta perdicaria, 956 nucleotides long. It is a transcript of the gene TTC32, whose product is annotated as tetratricopeptide repeat domain 32. Bases 1 to 405 code for a protein of 134 amino acids. The transcript has 3 exons. Lineage: Eukaryota; Metazoa; Chordata; Aves; Tinamiformes; Tinamidae. The record is from RefSeq and is a predicted model, not a curated record. Gene Ontology annotation, molecular function: protein binding.